AUGCAGAAACCGAAUGUGUCUAAAUCGCGAAAAUGGCUGCCUGCUGGCCUUCCUCUGAUGCUGUGUCUGUGUCUGCUUGCAAGCAUCCCAACAGUUACAAUCCUAAGCUCCAACAUCUUCUAUACCCAGUUUAUGUUCAGAACCACCACUUCCAAGGCUGGUAUCUCCCAAGGCCAAUUCAUUUUGCCUCAUUCGCUUCGAAAUCAAGUCUCUGAUUUGCAGACCAAAGUCGGAAUUCUUCUGGAGCAGCUUCGUGGUGCAAGUGCAGAAUCUAAAGCAGUAGCAUCAUUUUCUGAUCAACUUCUACAUAUUGCCUUAUCUUUGGACAAGUUUGCAGAAUCCUUAUCAGGUUCCUAUGAUAACAGUUCUGGUAUGAACGAAGUCAGCGCUGCAGAUGAAAACUUCAGUGACCAUGAAGAAAGCAAAUCGAACAAGGAUCCGAUACUCAUCGUUUUAACUCAGGCUGAUUGGGAAGAAAAACUUCCUGGGGUGGAAGCAAUUAGUCCAUCUGUAGGACUCACUUGUGCCAGCAUGGCCUCGAAUGUAGAUCGCUUUAUGGAUUAUAAGAUCUAUAGGAUGUGCCCUGAUGACUGGGACAUUGCUCAGAAGGUCAUGAUCAGUGGCUGCGAUCCAUUGCCGAGAAGAAGAUGCUUCUCGAAAACACCUCCACGUUUGAGUAAACCACUCCCUAUAAACUCAUCCCUUUGGUCUCAACCAACCGACACCAACAUUUUAUGGAGCCGUUAUAAGUGCAAAGAUUACUCCUGUCUUGUUUCUAACGAAACAUUAGGCAAAAGAGGCUUCUUCAAAUGUUCAAACUGCUUCGAUCUUUCGAAAAGAGGAUGGGAGAUCUUGACGAAUGAAUCAACUUCAGCUGAAUUCACCAUAGAUAAAGUUCUAAGAUUGAAGCCAGGAGAGAUCAGGAUAGGACUCGAUUUUAGCCCCACAACGGCACAUUUGCUGCACUAA
Messenger RNA from Hibiscus syriacus, 969 nucleotides. RefSeq lists its product as uncharacterized. The transcript is spliced from 2 exons. The record is from RefSeq and is a predicted model, not a curated record. Bases 1 to 969 code for a protein of 322 amino acids. Lineage: Eukaryota; Viridiplantae; Streptophyta; Magnoliopsida; Malvales; Malvaceae.